Molecule: messenger RNA, 3497 nt
Organism: Synchiropus splendidus (mandarinfish)
Lineage: Eukaryota; Metazoa; Chordata; Actinopteri; Syngnathiformes; Callionymidae
Gene: plekhh3
Product: pleckstrin homology, MyTH4 and FERM domain containing H3
Exons: 13
Coding region: 384-2738 (784 amino acids)
Cellular component (GO): cytoskeleton
Source: RefSeq, a predicted model, not a curated record
GGAACUCAGGUGGUACGCGGGUGACACACGUCCAGCGUGGUUCCUAAGCGACACCAAAGUCAUUGUGGUAGUUUUUAAACACAGUCGCGACACUUCUGUGGGAGUUCAGAAGGCAUUUUUAACAAGUUGACAGCUCGGAGUACAGGACGCUAGAGGAUUUUCUUUUUUUGCGAGUGAGCGCUGUCAUGUGUGAUCACCACGCAUGUUUGGUUUCUUGAGCCAGAAGCUGAUGCUUUUCUCCAGCCUCCGUGUCGGAUAUCUAUGGAGGAAAAGUCCUGCAUGUUGUCACGCGGCUCCUGGAGUAACUCGCGUCCGAGAAAGCACCGCGAUCCCUGAGACUCUCGACCUGGACCUCAGAAUCCGACACACUUAACCUCAUUUGAAUGCCUUUGCAAGGGGUUUGCUGGUUUCUGUGCUGCAGGCAGGGCUUCAGUUUGCUCGGACGGGACUAUGGGGAGAAAGAGGAGGAAGAGUCUUUUGAGUUGCGCAAUAAGGAGGACUUGACUCCAAAUGGAAGGAGUCCAGCUGAGGUGACGGUGUGUCAACCAACUCGUACAGCCAAUGGAACUAAUGGGCACAGUGUCCCAGACGUCUCAGAGGAGAUGAAGAGCCUCAUCAUAGAGAAAGAUAAGAUGGGCCUGGAGGAAGAGCCGGAGACGGUGGUCAAAGGAUGGCUGUUGCGGGAGGUACGUGGGACCUGGAUCAAGCAUCGGCGCUUCUGGUUCGUGCUGAGUCAAGAUUCUUUGGACUACUACACCGGACCAGAGAAAGGCGCCCGCAGACUGGGAACACUGGUGCUCACCAGCCUCUGUUCCGUCAUAUGGCCCGACAAGCAGACCUUCAAGGAAACGGGUUACUGGAGCGUCACCGUGUAUGGACGGAAGCACUGCUAUAGGUUAUUCACCAAACACUUCAACGAGGCGGUCCACUGGGCAUGUGCCGUCCAGAAGAUCAUCGAUACUAAGGCGCCGGUGGAAACGCCGACACAGCUCCUGAUCCAAGAUAUUGAGGAGAACAAGUUCAACCCUGAAGUCGUGGAGCACAUCUACCAGCACAACCCCAUCCUCAAGUACACCCAGGGCCCCCUCUACGCCCCUCUGCUGCCGUUCCCUUAUGGCAGCCUGGAGCACACGUACCACAGUGGGAAAGGCUACGGCUCGGUGCGUGAGGAGGCCGUGAAGCUCUUCAACUGCCUGCAGCAGCUCGAGUCGGCGCGGGAUCCGGUUCCCAUCAUCCAGGGAGUGCUGCAGACCUGCCUCGACCUGCGGCCCCUGCGCGACGAGGUCUACUGCCAGCUGGUGAAGCAGACCAGUUACACGCCUGCCCCGUAUACGGCCGCGCACCUGCGCUACUGGCAGCUACUGACCUGCAUGAGCUGCACCUUUCUGCCCGGGACCACCGUCCUCAAGUACCUGCGCUUCCACCUCAAGAGGAUCCAGAGCCAGAGUCCAGAAUCGGAGAUGGACAACUAUGCGUCAUUCAUCAGCGAGGCUCUGGAGAAGACCAAGUGUCGGGAGUGUGUGCCAUCCUGGGAAGAGAUCCAGAUGCUGAUGAGCCGACAGGAGAUGUUAUGCACGGUGCACUAUCCGGGGCCCGGAUCCUGCCAGCUCUACAUCAGCUCACACACCACAGCCAAUGAGGUGGUGAGAAGGAUGCAGGAGCAGCUCGGCCUGAAGGAGAGCAAGAACACUUUUGCACUGUACGAGCAGAACGCUCUGUGGGAGCACCUGGUGACCGGAGGAGCUCUGAUCGCAGACGUCCUGACCAGCUUCUCCUCCAAAGAGUCCGAGUGCAGUUCUCCGUGGAAGCUGUGCUUUAAGCUCUACUGCCUGCUGGACACUGACAGCAUCUCUGUGGACAGCCCCGAGUAUUUGCUCCUCUUUGAGAAGUGCCAUGAGAUGAUGGUCCGCGGGCAGCUGCCUGCCUGUGAAGAAGACCUCCAAGCUCUAGCAGCUCUGAGGCUCCAGAGUGUGAUGGGGGACUUCAGCACACACGCGCCCUGCCCUCCCCUGGACGAACUCUUCCCUAGUGACAUGCUGGAAACUCGGGUCCUCAUGUCCCUCUCUGCCCCUCAAGCCCUGCCCCCGUGCCAAGUGGCUGCCCAGGGCUGCCCCGAGGCCCAGUCGCGGUUCCCCUCCGGCAUCCUCUCCGGGGCGCUGUGGAGCCACACAGCCACGGCCGCUCACAAGCAGAAGGUGGAGCUGGACAUGCGUCUGCGGAGUCGGUUGAAAGAAGAAGCCACUGCUGUGAUGGGCUCCAUCUUGGAGCGAUGGAAAGGUCUGGCCGGCUACAACCGCAGGGACAGCAUGGCCGCCUACCUUGCCAUCGCUCGCCAGUGGUCGGGAUUUGGCUGCACCCUGUAUGAGGUGGACUUCUACAUCAGUUCUUCAGGGAGCUUUUCCCAGAAGCUGUGGCUGGGGGUCGCCGCUUCCUCGGUCUCUCUGUAUCGGCAGGGGGAGGCCGAGGCCCUGGAGUCCCUCCCCUUCGGCCAGAUCCGCUCCUACGGUGUGUCUGACAGCAACACCUUCAAGAUCUCAGCUGGAGAUCGGGACCUGCUGUUCGAAACCACCAAGCUGACUGAGAUCAUGCAGCUGAUGAAUGCCUACUUCAGUGCCACCAGUCAUCCGCGAGGGAAGGGAGGCGACGUGGGCAUCACGCUCACCGACAGCACCGAGCUGGCCCUCCGUCACCUCACGUCUCCCAACGCCCUCCUGGAGCUGCCCUCGGAGACGGUGUGACGGCUCCUGAACGCCCCCAAACUUCCCACAGUCCUGCUCCGCGUGGCCUGGGUGAGGCCCCCCGGACCCCGCUCCUCCUCUGCUGGGAACGCCGCUGCAGCCAAAACAAAGAGACGGCUGUUUUGGAUCCACGAAAAUAAACCCGAACUGAGAGCUUUACAGCCCAGGGCCUGGCCUGCGGAGGGCGCGGGCGGCGGGGGUCACAAGGCAAGGGGCUCUGUUUGGCAAGCGAGACCAGAAUCCCACAGAAACCAAUGUGGCUGCUGAUGAGGUGUCACACAUACACACACACACACACACACACUCGUCCUGUCACGCAACCUCGGCUCCUCUUGACAACAGUGCGAGUCCUGCUACAUCCCCAGCUUGGAUUUCGGGGUGGGCGGGGCUAUAAGCUGUGGCACUACCAUCACGAAGGUAUAAAGUCUUUUGAAGCGUGUGAUAUUUGUGUUCCUAGAAAGCACUCAUCCGUCACGCGCUGCUGGAAUAGUGUGGAGGUUGUUAAGCAACACACACACACACACACACACACACACACACACACACAGGUUCUGGUGCAGCCUUAAGUGGACUCCAUCAGUGGCAGUUUUCAUAAGACCCGGACCGGCCUACCAAUACCUGGAACUGUUGAUGCAGCCAUGCGUGUGAACUUGGAACUGGAAACAGAUGUUUCGCUCGCACACUCCAGCGCGUCUUGAUGGAGAACAGUUUCGGGAGAGAAGAAACAAACUCCCUGGUGAUUGUGUUGCUGCAGAGAAG